Eufriesea mexicana is the source of this 2627-nucleotide messenger RNA. It is a transcript of the gene Inx3, whose product is annotated as innexin 3. The coding region runs from base 559 to 1749 and encodes 396 amino acids. The record is from RefSeq and is a predicted model, not a curated record. Gene Ontology annotation, molecular function: gap junction channel activity. Gene Ontology annotation, cellular component: plasma membrane; gap junction. Lineage: Eukaryota; Metazoa; Arthropoda; Insecta; Hymenoptera; Apidae. Gene Ontology annotation, biological process: phototransduction. The transcript has 5 exons.
CAGAACGAGUCCCUGACUCUCGGUUCAGUUGCUGUUCGUACGCCGGGCCCCGUUGGUGCGUUCCGCGGCUUCGUCCCGAGCUUCGAAAGAAUUUUCAAAAUACCCGUUCACGUCAGCUUACGCGGCAUCGACGUAACACAGGAGAGUGAGAGAGAAAGAGGGAGAAAGAGAGUGAGUCUGACGUACUGCGUCAGACAUUGACUCUCGUCACGAGGGGUCAAAGAGAAUUCGGAACGCGCGAUCGACGGGCAAGCGGUGUCUCGGUGUGAGGUGAUUUAAGAAUCGGUGGCUGCUCGUCGUAACCGUCCUAGAAGACGGCAGGGAAGGAAGAAAUCGGAACUCAAUACAGCCUGCGGACGAUUUCGAGGAAAGCGACGCCUUGCAAGAAGGAAAAGCAAAUCGACCAAUAAGCGCGAGUUUCCCGCGCUAUUGGCCCGUGGGGAAAUAAAACAACCACGGGAUCGAACGGAUUUAGUCGGUUUUCGGCGUGGAUUAUUGGAAACGGCUUGCAGCCGGCUGUGCUGAAUCGAAAAAGGAAGACGUUGACCGAGGAGAGCAAUGGCGGUGUUUGGGCUAGUCUCGGCGGUGGCCGGUUUCGUGAAGGUGCGGUACCUGGUGGACAAGGCGAUCAUCGACAACAUGGUGUUCAGGGCACACUACAGGAUCACCUCGGCGAUUCUGUUCGCCUGUUGCAUCAUCGUCUCUGCCAAUAAUCUAAUAGGUGAUCCGAUAAACUGCCUGAGCGACGGAGGGGUGCCGGAGAACGUGAUAAACACGUACUGCUGGAUCACGUACACCUUCACGCUGCCCCACAAUAGCGCGAAACCGGUGGGCACUCACGUGGCUCACCCCGGCCUCGGCGGCGACAUCGGGGAGAAGAGGUACCACUCGUAUUAUCAGUGGGUGCCCUUCAUGCUGUUCUUCCAAGGUAUCCUAUUCUACAUGCCCCACUGGAUAUGGAAGCAGUGGGAAGAGGGCAAGGUCAGAAUGAUAUCCGAGGGUAUGAGGGGGACCUUGGUCGAUAACAAACCCGAGCGACAGGUCAAGUCCCAACGAUUGGCCAAAUACAUCUUCGACACGUUGCACCUGCAUAACAGCUAUGCGGCUGGUUACUUCUUCUGCGAGGCCCUCAACUUCGUUAACGUGGUUGGCAAUAUAUUCUUCAUCGACACGUUCCUUGGCGGCGCCUUUUUGUCCUACGGAACAGAAGUGCUCAAAUUCAGCAAUAUGAAUCAGGAGCAACGCAGCGACCCCAUGGUCGAGGUGUUUCCGCGAGUCACCAAGUGUACCUUCCACAAAUUUGGUGCUUCCGGGACUAUUCAGAAGUUUGAUGCUCUUUGUGUCCUCGCUCUCAAUAUCCUCAACGAAAAGAUCUACAUCUUCCUCUGGUUCUGGUUCAUCGUCCUGGCUGUGCUAUCAGGAGUCGCUCUGCUGUAUAGUAUGGCCGUGGUUCUGCUGCCCAGUACUCGGGAGACUAUUCUCAUGAAACGAUUCAAGUUUGGCACUGCGGAUAGCGUUACUGCGCUCAUCAGAGAGACACAGGUCGGAGACUUCAUGCUGCUUCACCUACUGGGACAGAACAUGAACGUGAUGAUGUUCAACGAGGUACUGGAGGAGCUUUGUCGUCAUAUGAAUCUCGGCUCGACGAGCGGAGCGUCACCCACCUCGGUACCCUCGGCACCCAGCACUCUCGAGAUGUCACCCAUCUACCCCGAGAUCGAGAAAUACGCGAAAGACACCGAGAUCUAAUGCUUACGUUCUCCUCGACCUUAAUCUUUGCCUUCUAUUUUGCAUUGUGAUAACGCCCAGGGUGAUCCUCCCCGACAUCCUCGGCUACUUGAGAAACGUUUGUGCUAUCGACGGUUGUGUGAAAACGAAGACACGUUCAAUUAGAUACGCGACCAAGACGAGAUCUUGCCACUUCCUUUUCGACCAAUGUAUCAGAGCGUGAAGGACCUUACUUGCCGCCCGGGGGAAUAGUAAAAACGAUAAACUUAUCAUUGCUCUCGUGUUUCCUAUCAUCCAUAGCACAAACCAACGUUAGGUUAUCGAACGAAUAUGUAACGUAGACGAUAACGCGCGAUACUUUCGGCUCGACAAUGCGUGUCCGCGUGUGGUCGUUCAUCGAUGUUAAAUUAUAGUAAGCCGAAUUUCACGCGCACAAGUGUUCGUCGAUUAUCUGUAAUGUCGCGUUCGCCACCCUGUAGUUACUCCCCGCGUCGCCGGGCACGACGUGCGCAACAAUAACACCGUGAAUGAUUACUAUGGAAUUUGAAACGGCGAGCGCGGCCAACUCAUUUCUCCAACAAAAAUCAAUCGUUACGCGUAGAUGUUCGCAUCGAUCGGGUUCCUGAAUUCCUAUUUACGUUACACGUUUACAUUCCUUUUUAUACUAAUCUCUGCGUAUCGUGAUGAAAUAAGUGCCUUUUUGGGAAGUGACAAGUUGCGUUCGACGACUCUCGUGAACGUCAACGAAGCCACUGCAAUUGUUGUUCGUCGAUGGUGUAUCGACACAAGUUCUCCCAAGUAAUAUUCGGACUAUUCGUGAUUCGUGUUUACGAGAAAGAACGAUAAAAGAAAAGCGGAAAAAGCGUGGUAUUGAACAAAUUAUUAGAGAUAAACAUAGA